Procambarus clarkii (red swamp crayfish) is the source of this 2520-nucleotide messenger RNA. RefSeq lists its product as uncharacterized. NCBI's taxonomy places the organism in Eukaryota, Metazoa, Arthropoda, Malacostraca, Decapoda, Cambaridae. The record is from RefSeq and is a predicted model, not a curated record.
CAUGUGUUCACUAGCCACUGUACGUACGUCUUGGGAACUCCAGAUCCCGUCCUGAACGUGAAUGGACAGUCGGUGACAGUUGCAGAACAUAUACCUCCUACCCACAGUCGAGCAGAACAAAGCGUGCAGAGCGGAUGUACUGCAGCUAACUCUUGCAUCACAACAUUCGUUAUAUCCUUCAGUGGUCAUCAUAACAUUCGGUGUUUCAUAUACGUAUCAGUGGCUGAUCGUUGUUAUGACAUUCAUAAGAACCAGUGAUAUACAUUGUAAAGGCGUUUCUAACCGUAAAGACUGAACUAAUAUAGAUCUCUACACUACAAGUGGAAUCUGCCAGGUGGUGCUCCUACAUAUUACGGCAUCUGCCUUCCUCAUCCCAUUGCUACGGACGUAUUGCUAGCAUUAUUGCACACCAACGAUGGGUGAAUUAACAAUAAGCAAAAACACAAGUGUGGUGAUGGACCGACACCUCUUCUCCACAAGGUCGCCGAAGUCUACCGUGUUCUGGCUCCCGGGUAAUGGAAGAAGCAUCGCCCCUCAACAUAAUUCUUACCGCCCCUUUGAUCGCAUAGUCCGCACCGUCCACAUACCCGAAGCUCUAGACAUAUGCGCUCAUCACCAGAUGAUACCCAAGCCUAUCGUAAGUCACAGUGUUCUUAACAGGAAUCACUUACGAGCCGAUCAUCCUUGUGCAAAUUUGUGCGUUCUUUGGUUUGGAAUUAAAAAUCUUGAAGACGAAGAGAAGCACGACUGGUAUGGAAAUGUUGAAUUUGCACUGCCAGCCGACUAUCUGCUGCAGGUCUGGAAGUAUUGCUUCUUGGUGGAGAUAAUGUCUACUCCAACUCACACGGCCACACGGCUGCUCAUCACUAACACGGACUACUCUGCUGUGCUCUCCAAGUACGACCCCUGUACCGCGGGAGGGCCCUGGGUUAAGACCUCAGGAGGCAAUAUGGGACUUACCGACUGCUUCAGAUACAACAACAUUGGCUACAACAAACAUGGUCACUCCUUGGAAUUCAUGAUUGAGGUCAGACCCUUCGGCCAGAGGGCGAUCUUAGAGAACUGUGAGAUCUCAUUCAGGAAUCACUUGGAAGCAAAUGACUAUAGCAAUCCACAUGUCUGUCAGCGUUUUCAGAAAACAGCAACGCCUUGUCCAGCGCCCUUCGCCGGAGCUCUGAGCUCCAGGAUAUUCUUUGGUGAGCACGCACGAUUGGGAAGGUUCUCAAAACUCUACACACCUCGCCUCUCCUGGACUGCCUUGCAACACCUUCAUCGUUACAUCGCAAUGGCUGCAUCCCAUUCAAUUCCUCAUUACAAUCUGGCACCAGCUCCUUAUCCUGUUCACGCACAUGCUGCGAAGCGCAUAAUGACCAACAUCAAUACAUCGAUGAAUCUUAAAGUUAUAAAUGGGGUAUUCGAUGGUAACAAUCAUUUCCAAAUAACUUGUUUGGCAAUGAGAUCACAGAUUCAAGGACAACAGAGUCCUAUCCUUUAUUGGAUGAGAUUUUCAAAAAAGACAGAAAAAUAUAAGAAUGAAGAUCCUGCUGGAAUCCUUCAGAAUGGGAGCAGAAAAAAUCAUAAAGCUCUGUGUAAUAAAUGAGAGGAGCAACACCGACCUUUUCUAGUAGUUAUCUUGCGUUUGUUCCGAGGAUCAACGUUACCGUGGCCCGGUCUCUGACCAGGCCUUCUGGUUGACAAACUGGUCAACCAAGUUGUUAGACUCAGCUACUCGCGGUCUCCCUAUUGAGUUACGUUAUCCUUGAACGCAACAUGUGUCCAAUUCCCCAUCAUAUUGGAAUGUUCCAACGAAAUGUAAAGUCCUAAUUAAGUCAAAAUGUUGCAGUAUAAUGAACACUCGGGAGGCUUUUAGCAUCACUGGGAAUAAAGUCAGACUAGAAUGCUCUUCUACAGCUAGCAAUUAAGGCUAGUAUUAUAUCACAUCUAAGUUAUGGGGUCUCUACAAUGUAAAUAUAAUUGGUCUUUAGUGUAUUGUUUAAGUGUACAGUGGGAUUUUCUGAACUUUUCCUCUCGUGAGGUGACAUACAGUGGUACACAAAGUAUAAUGUGUUGUAUACUGUGUAUACAACACAUUGUACAUAUAUGUAUACGAUAUAUAUAUGUUGUAUACUGUGUAUACAUAGUCAUAAUGUGAGAGAUAUAUAUAUUUUGUAAGAACAUUGAUAUUUUUGGAUUUAUAUGCUUAAAUGGACUUAUGGAUAACUAAUAUUUCAUUUUUAUUCUUGACACUAUCGAACUGAUAGCUCAUUUUAGCAACAAAAAAAAAUACAACUAUACAGUGUAUCAGUUGUACAAAUAAAUUAAAACAUGCAUUGUUAUAAACUUAUCAACAUUGUAUAUGACAAAAACAUGUGCCUGUCAGAUCACUGCACCACAAUCCUUUUGAUGUAUUUUUGUAUCUAUUCGAAAAAUUAUAGUUUAGUGAGCACUGCUGGUAUGUCUCUGUCUUCAUAUAUUGUUAUAUAUUGUUUUAGCACAAGCCAAAUAAAUCUUUGACUCUUA